AUGUCCUCUGAAUUGCAGAAGCGCAUCCUCUCCGUGCAUACCCUCCCAGAAAACUCGUCGAGUGAGACGGAAGCGGACUACCUGCUUACUCCCCCACUAUCCGAGCAUGACGACUCUCGGCCUAUAUCUCCCAUAGAAGAGAUCACCUCUGGUGCCGUGCAUGUUACGAAGUUCCGCAUCCCUGAGAUUCAGAAGCCCCGACCUUCCACCAAGGGCCUGAAGCAUCGUCAGCAGUCCAGUGAUGGGGACAAGCGCUCGCUGCAGCAGCUGCAGGAUCUGCCCGCCCUCGAUAUCUGUAUCGUAGACCGUCGCGUUUCGAAGGCCAUGCUCGCAGAAACAGCCACAGAACUCGCCGUCAAUGCACGGACGUCUGCGCACGAAUCUUCCAGCACAUCGCUCGACCUAUCUAUAGCGGAGCUGAAUACCAUGAUUGAGGGGAAGUACGGCCUCUCAGAGCCGGACUUCAUGAUUGUGCACCCGCUCACGCCACCGAAGAGUAGGGCGGAGCCGUUAGAGCUACACGGAUUUCCCCCGUGGCAGAUACGCCUGACAGAAAUAUACUACGACCGCUAUCGUGUACGCAGGACGAUACGCGAUUGGGGGGAGGCUCGCUUCAUACCCUUAGAUGAGAACACUUUCCGGAGCGCCCUCGACCAGUUUGCGGGGGCUCAGAUGCGGUUUGGCAAGUAA
Schizophyllum commune H4-8 is the source of this 690-nucleotide messenger RNA. RefSeq lists its product as uncharacterized. Bases 1 to 690 code for a protein of 229 amino acids. Gene Ontology annotation, cellular component: endoplasmic reticulum membrane; dehydrodolichyl diphosphate synthase complex. The record is from RefSeq and is a predicted model, not a curated record. Gene Ontology annotation, molecular function: ditrans,polycis-polyprenyl diphosphate synthase [(2E,6E)-farnesyl diphosphate specific] activity. NCBI's taxonomy places the organism in Eukaryota, Fungi, Basidiomycota, Agaricomycetes, Agaricales, Schizophyllaceae. The transcript is spliced from 4 exons.